GGUUGGACAAUAACAUGCUGCGUCUUUUGGCAAUUACCCUGGUCUUAUGUGCCUCAAUGUGUGCGGCACGUGCUACCCCAAUGGAGGCCAUUGCCUAUGUGAUUGGACCUGUGCAAGAGGAUAAUAGUCAAGUCAAGGGCAAUGUUACCUUCAUUCAGAAUGAUUGUGGGCAAAAUGUUCAUGUGCGCAUUCUAUUGACUCUCCUGAAGGAGGGCAAACAUGGUUUCCAUAUACACGAGAAGGGAUAUCUGACCAAUGGCUGCACCAGCAUGGGAGCUCACUACAAUCCACAAAAGGUGGAUCAUGGUGGCCCUGACCAUGAAGUGCGUCAUGUUGGCGAUUUGGGUAAUGUGGCAGUGAACUCCACCGGCAUCUUGAAUGUAACUAUUACCGAUUCCGUGUUGAGUUUAACUGGCAAACACAUCAUCAUUGGACGCGGUGUGGUUGUCCAUGAAGAUGAAGAUGAUUUGGGUCUUGGUAAUCAUCAUAUCAAAAGCCAAGCAAAUCAACACAACACAAAUGAAACUUACCUACAUAUAUUCGACACUCUCUACUUUUAA
This is a messenger RNA of Drosophila willistoni, 560 nucleotides long. Its product is annotated as extracellular superoxide dismutase [Cu-Zn]. The record is from RefSeq and is a predicted model, not a curated record. NCBI's taxonomy places the organism in Eukaryota, Metazoa, Arthropoda, Insecta, Diptera, Drosophilidae. Gene Ontology annotation, biological process: removal of superoxide radicals. Gene Ontology annotation, molecular function: superoxide dismutase activity; copper ion binding. Bases 15 to 560 code for a protein of 181 amino acids. The transcript has a single exon.